Molecule: messenger RNA, 7671 nt
Organism: Schistosoma intercalatum
Lineage: Eukaryota; Metazoa; Platyhelminthes; Trematoda; Strigeidida; Schistosomatidae
Source: the annotation of a GenBank genome assembly
GGUGCGGAUGCAUGACCAAGAGCCUUCAGCUAGGCUCCUACCCGGCGGCAUCCGUGAACCUUCGCCACUAGAUACGGAGGCCUGUUAAGCAAAAUCUUCCAAUCCAUCCAGAACUAUUUAAACUAUUCGAAUUGGAUCGUGACGCGCGCUUUAUUAACGAGAAGUCUAUAGUUAUUUGCAUUUCCCAAAGGUUUGCUGUCCUUACGCAACAGAAGUACAAAGUUUGAUCCAAAGAAUCUGUCCUGAGUUCAAUGUUCGGUAGACUACUCUUCUUUUUGAGUUUUAUCCAAGUUAAUAGUUGUCUGUGGUUUUGCUUCAGUUUUGCACGUCGAGUCUCGUCUUAGUAAAUCCUGAUCUUUUGUACCACCCGUUUUUGUCCGUUUUGAGCAUACUGAUUUUGCUUUACGGUUGUAGACUUUUUCUAGGAUCUAUUAAACAAUUGGGUGAAACCAUAAUUUAUGGACGACCUUUGGUCGAUGUUAGAGUGACUUUGAAUGUCUACCUAAUUAUAGUUAUAAACCAGUGUGAAGAAUUAGAAUUAUGAUUUACAGUUGAUAGUCAAAAUUAGGAGCUAGACGUACGUUUUUCAUCACGAACUGACAUCAACUAUAAUUUCAAAACGCUAUUCAGCCAAAUGGAUGAAUGAAUUUCGUGCCAAAAUCUGAGGCUUGUCAUCUCAUCCGUGAUUGGUUCGUCCACAAAUUAUAGUCUCUUCGGACAUGCUGAAGAUCAUCACCAUCGUAAAAUCGACGGCACUAGACUCCCUCAGCAAACUUGGGUCUCCCAGCAUAGGAUCCCUGAAUUCGACGGUUGUCCCCAAAACUCUGCAGGUGAUUAGAACCCCGUUAACUUAGUUAACAACGCCCAUGUGUCACUGUCCAUAAGGCAGAACAUCGCAUGUAUUGUGCUGAAAUCAACUGUUGAUAUGGCCGUGGAGUCUACCCCUAAUACUGUCCAUCUUGUCAGGAAGGAGCAUAUGAAUAUGAAACGUGCUUUAACUAACAAGCUUAUUCGAAAACCUGAAAAACGAUCACAAUCCACGUCGAUUAUUCCAUAGUCAUGAAUUCUAAAGACAGCUUUGACCUUCCCUUCAGUCUGAAAGACGAAAAUGACAGGAUGCUUUGGGAAGAGUUAAACAGGAAGGCCGAACGUCCCAAAACAGAGCCUCCGACGGCCACAUGGCUCACUUUGGGAAAGAACUCCAAGCAUCAUAAAUCACUCAAGACUAUUUCGUGUAACGCUGUCUAACGCUGCCGUCUUAGAGGAUGUCUUACUGGCUAGUCACUUACUGAAAUCAAAUGGGAAUGUAAGAAUACUGCCUGAGCGCAAUCUCAUCAGGAACAUUCCUAAGGAAUAUCGCGAGAGAUUGUACAAGGAGUGUCAGGAAACAGAAACUCUGCUGUUUGGGAAUGGAGAUUAAUCAAACAGUCCUUGAAGCUCAAAAACAUAUUGACUCAACAAGUGGUAAGAUUAGAGAAGAGGGACAAGGGUUCUAGACCCUUGAUAAUGAAGAUAACCUUCCCAUUCUCCUAUAUGGCGGCUGCAACUCUUGAAGCACUUCGUGCUUAUGCGCCGGCUGCCAACUGGAAUCCAUAUGUUUCCAGACAAGUCACAAGAUGCCAGGAUCAAACACAAAAGCAAAUUGGAGCUGACUAUUCCACUUGUAGACUGUUAAAACCACGAAAAAAAAGUGGAAAGGACAGGAGCUGCCAGCUUGAAAAGCCCUGUGUAGGUAGGUUACCUGUCCAUUCAUAUAAGGCUCAUGCAGGUAAACAGGGUGAGGAAGCUCACGCGUUUCAAAUUGAGAGCAUAAACUGAUUAUAUAUGAACACCGCGAGUUUACUGAGUAAAAUGACUAAGCUGCGUGAACUCAGUAAUGCCAAUGAUACUCAUCUGAUAGGAAUAUAUGAAACAUGGAUCUCUCCCCAAUUCACGGUCCAGGAGCUAGUAAUACCCAGGAUGUUUCCCAUUGACAAAAAAAACAGGAGUUGGGGGUGGAGUAGCCUUGUACCUGCAAUCUUGCCUGGAGGUGCAUCAAGUGCACAACUAAGAGUUUAUCAAUCUUGAUGAAUCCGCAUGGUGCUCAGAAAAAUUGUUUACCACUCAGUGGAACAUACGUACAUUGAAUGUGUAAACUCUACUAAAGCUCGGUUUUUCAACCUCAUUGAAGAUCUGGGAUUAUUCGAAAAUGUGAAGUCGGCAAUUCGUUGAAGGAACAGCCAGACACUGUCACGCUUAGACUGGGUAUUUACAAACAAAGAAUUCCUAAUUUACAACCUCUCAAUCCUGGCUCUUUUGGGGAAAAGCGAUCAUGCCAUCAUAGCCUUCAGUUUUAUCAGCAAAACUGAGCUAAGACAUCCUACCGACAACAGGCACUGGAAUUUCAAACGGUUGAUUGUGUCAGCCUUACAGGACAAUUUACAGCAGGUGGGCUGUGAAGUUCACCAACUUGAUGUGGAUGCUCAUUGGGAUUUCUUACAGCACACGAUCUUAUGUGCGACAAAACAGUCUGUUUCGCAAAUGGUCACCAAAAUCUACAAGCAACCUACAAUCAUCAAGAACCGCACUCUUCGUUUUCUAAGUCGCGAAAGGUACUGCUGGGCGGAAUACAAACAAACUGGUAACAACAGCGCAUACAGGCAAUUCAAACAAGUAAGCAAUAUAUGCACAACGGCAAUAAAAGAAGACAGAUUUCAGUACCAGAUAAAGCUUGUCGAUGAAUUUGUCUCCAAUUCGAAAAGCUUAUUCCGUCAUGCAGUUGGAACUGGAGUUUCCCAAAUGCUAGGUCCUAAUAGCCCGACCACCAAAGACAGUGACGCCACUGACUUUCUGGCAGGACAGUACCCUCAAACAUUUCAACCGACCCACGCCAACUAUAUUGAUAAAAGCAUCACCAGCAACUCCAUAGGACAUUCAGAAGUGGACCUGAGCGCUGAAUUGGUGGAUAAACCGGAACUUCAGAAGGAUCUGACUGGACUUCGGGGUUGGCAGAUGAUAACGGACUUAUCGUUAACACUUCAAAGUGUAAAGUAGUCCACAUGAGACAUAUUGCAGACUACAGCUACAACUUAGGCGGCUGCCCUCUAAAGGUAUCACAAGUUGGAAAAGAUUUAGGAGUCCUGGUACCCUACCAUUUGAAGUCUUACGCCAACUUUGACAAAAAUACCUUUCGAGUAAACCUUGCACUGGUAACGUUUAAGCGCAUUUUCGGCCAGUUCGACGCAAGAACUUUCCACAUAGUCUUCAACGGUUUCAUUCGUCCCCAUUUAGAGUACGAAAACGCAGUAUUUUCUCCCUCACUCCAAAAGGAUAAAGACAUUCUAGAGCAUAUCCACGAAAUCAGUUGGGGGGCUCAAAUUAAGUUCUUAUGAAGAGCGCCUUCCAAUCAUUAAACCUUUACCCGUUAGAGUGCAGGCGUCUUACAGGUGACCUAAUGGCUCAUAGCAUCCUUAACGCCUCUAGGCAUCCCCUUAAAUACCUGCCUAAGUUUAACUCCAACACAAACCUAAGGGGUAAUACUAAGAAACCGUAGACACAACUCAGCAGAAGGGACUAUAGACACAUUUUCUGCUCAUUAAGAGUAGUCAGAUACUAGAAUUCGCUGCCGGCUGAGAUAGUCCAAGUGACUUACCAGGAGUCCUUUGAGAGGAUACUUGACAUGUUCUUAAGGACUAAGGAUCAUAUCUUACUGUGAUUUACCAAUUUCUCUUUCCUCUUUUGUCGUUGAUAUUCCUAGGUUCCUAUCCAGCGUCAUCAGUGAUCCUUCGCUACUAGAUAUGGAGGCCCGUUAAGCAAAAGCUUCUAUUCCAUCCAGAACCAUUGGAACGGUAUGAAGACGCGUAGUGCAGAAAUGGAAGCCCCGAAUAUUGCUGCGAUUGUUAAAGCUCGACAUCAUGCGCGUGUACUUUGCCCUUCGAGUGGACAUUUAGUAGGAAACACACCAAACCAGUUAAUUUCUCCUGGAAUAUAUGAAUCUGCUGAGAGCGGUUGUAGUGUAAACAACUUUUAUAGUGCAUCUGGAACAAGUGGUCAGACAUUAUGCGAUGAUGUAAAGAUCUCAGUAGACGAUAAACCACACAAAACUCGUUCUGAAAAUGCUCCGAGAUUGUUACGCGGAACUUGGUCACCUGAUGAUAGACGUCUAUUUUUCCAGGCCGUGAGAAUGUACGGGCGUAACUUCAGUGAAAUCACACGUUUCAUUCGGUCUCGUGGACAUCGUACAUCAAUCGAUCACCAAACUGGGUCAUCAAGUGGCAAUAUUGAACUAACUUUGAAUAGUUUGCACUCUGGAAAUAAUUUUGUCUCUUCAAACAGUUUAUCAUCUGCCCUCAUCCCAUCUAAUAUAAGCGCUCCGUGCCCAAGCAAUAUUACUCAACCUAGUGUUGGAAUGAGCACACCCUGUACCGGUAGUUCUGAUUUAAAUACACCUUGUGGUGGUCGGACUCGUGAACAAGUUCGUUUCUUUUAUCAACAAACUUGGCAUAAAGUACGUCGUUACACUAAAUUUCCCGAAGAGGUCCCACAACAUGUUAGGGAAGUUUAUGCAAUUGUCAAUUAUUCUGUGCUGCGUACACGCAUUAAGAAACCAUUGGACCACCGAUUGGGAGAAAAAUUAAACGAAUUAGUUCAUUGUGGUACCACUGUAAUCAAACACAAUGGGCGGCGGUUUUUGUUACGUACUCCUGUUUGUCCUGCUUUGAAGCAAUUGAAUAACAUCUCUGCACCUACACAUGAAUUCCUACUUCCUGAAGAUGUAUGGAUUGAAUUAGUCCCACGGACACAAACAGAUGCAUGGAGAGUAAUAGAGGCAGAGCAAAAUCCCCGUUUAAGACUACGCGUUGAUAUUAAUCGUCAACUUUCAGAUGUUAUUUUUCUAGUGGAAAACAAAUGGCAAUUGGCUGCUGAGCGUAUGAGAACACUUCUUGGUUUCCCAGCCGUCCACGAAUCCACAGUCCCAGCGGUUAUGCUCAACUUAUGCUAUAGUCAAGCUAUCGAUGGUGCCAUUCGCAUACAAGAAGUGGCGCGAAUUCGUUCAGGAGACAUUGGAUUACGUGCUUAUUUAGAUCGAAUGGAUACCAAACUCCAUAAAUCUAGGAUGCAGUCAAAUGUAUGCCCCACAGAAAAACAAGAUGCAGUUCAUGAAGAUCCUGUGGAAUCUCCAGAUUUAGUCACUUCGAAUUCGACACCAAACUUAACAUCGUCAUCAUUGCGCACGUCAGAUCUCAGAAAUUCAGAAUCAAUUAAUGGCUUGUCAGUUACUACAUCAACGUCAAAUGCUGAGUUAGAUCUAAGAGAUCUUGGGAAGCAAUUAUCAAUUGGUGUUACACGUGAGAUGGCACGUGAAAUUAAACUGGUAACUAUUUAUUUGUCUUUGGGUUGUCCAGACCGUAUACGUUUUGAAUAUCAAUUUUUCUGCACUAAAGAUAAAGGAUUACAGAAACAAUUGAAUUCAUCUUACUCCGACUUAGUAAUAUGUCCACCAUUAGAUCCAGAUGGAGACGGUAUAAGUAAUGGUUUAAGGCGUCUUUUACAUUUGAAUGCCAGUGAUUAUUUACUUCAUCGUGAUUGGGUUUCUCGUCAUCCUAUUCGAAGCAACACGCCAGUCCCUGCAUCUUGUCAUUCUUCUCAAGCUAUUCCUAGCGUUAACAUCUCAACAGUUACUACAGUCGCGGCAACUCAAAGCUGCACAUCAACAUUAUUACCAAAAACAUUAACUGGAAGUCAUCUUUCACAGAUAUCCGAAUUACCUAUUAUGGUUACAGCUCAACUACCUUCAACUGUGACUACCAGUAUUUCAGCAAAGCAACCGACAGUUAUGAUGUAUUCUCAGCCAAAUACUAUACAGGUUCUUAUUAAUGGACAGCCAUCCAUUUUCCAACUGAAUUCCACCUUUUCAGCUUCAAAUCCAAUUAUUUCUUCAUUAUUAACAACAAAUAGUUUAAUGAAGCCUCCAAUAGCUUCAGUUCAAAGUCCAAAAUUAGUCUUAUUACAACAACCAGUUGGACAAAAAAUACAAGUUCCUAUUGUUGAACGACAAUUAGACCAUGAACGACAAGUAACUUCAACUGUAGCAAUGAGUCAAGGACCAUAUAUCCCAUUACUACCGAAACAAUCAACUGUACCCAUUCAAGUCAGUGUAAAAACAUCGACACCAUUAACAGGCACUUUUGUAUCGUCUAGUUCUAUUCCUUCAACGUCCACAUAUAUGAUUGAGAAUGAAAAUAAUUCACCUGUAACUUCAUCGUUAGAAUCGUUAAAGGCAUUUAAUGCACGACGUCGAACUAGUAUUAUAUCACAAGUCAACAAACGUUUAACUGAAAAUUCGAUUCUAACUAAAGAAUUACAAUCAAAACCAUCAACAAUUACAUCUAUUUCAAAUAAUUUACCUCCAUCAUACAAUACUUCAGCAAAUCCUUGUACGACUAAAUCUUCGGUUCAAUCACUUCAGGCAAUCGAUAAUCAAACUUUGACAACAAUCAAAGGUGAUGAAGCAUCUGUUAAUAAUAUACAUUCUAAAUCAAUAACACUUUCAACACCAUCAAAUUCUAAUAAUUUAUGGUCAUCCAUUAAUGUAUCGAAUAAUGAACCGAUGGUAACAACAUCAAUUGUUUUCAAUGAUCAGUUACCUCAAGUUCAUAGCAUAUCGAGCUUAUUAUCAUCACCAAAUUUAUCAUCAUUACAAUCUAAUAAUGUAAUGUCUUUUAUUUCAUUAUCUAAAAAUUCUUCUAAUACAGAUGUUAAUAUGGAUGAUCUAUUGUUAGUCUCAACAGAGACAAAUCAAUGCUCUAUGUCAUCAUCAUCGUUCAGUAAUGAUACACUGGCAUCCCUGUUAAAUACAUUAUGUCCACGUUGUCCUUUAUCUUCUACUCAUGAUAAUCAAAAUAUAUUAACUGAAUCAUCUGCUCGACCUACUGAUAGUACUCUAUCUCCAUUAAAUGAAUUAUCAACGCCAGAUUUACAUAAAACAACAUUCUCUACACCUACAACCAAUGAUGUAAAUGUUUCACUUAAAAUAGAAGAGAAUGCUGAAAAAUCACUUGACUUUAGAACAAUUGAUUCUGUUUGUAGUUAUCCACCAGUUUCUCCAUCAAUUGGUGAUAUUUCGUUUACUGACUCAAUGGCUGCUGCUGUAAUGGAUGUACACCAUAUGGAGUUAGAUCAUUCCGAUGGAGAGCAGAGUACCGAUGUUCACUCUGAACCGUUAAAUCUUAUAGCUUCAAAUCUUAAUAUUCAACCCGAUAUUUAUCCAAUAAGACCUUCAUAUGAAUCUCUUGUGGAACAUGAUGAUAUUAAAACUAGAGGUAUUAGUAGAUCUGAAUAUAAUUGCAUAACAAAUGUUGAAGUAUUCCUUCGAAUGAAUACACCACAAUCCAGAAGAAAUUCAGUUGGUCUCAAUUCAACGUUGCAAAUUCCGACUACUUCAUCUAGUUGAGAAACUUAUGAACAAGCGGCAGCGAAAUUGUUUUGCCAAACAACUUUUUGCAUUUUAAGGUCGUAUGGCGGCAUUUAAAAAAUAGUCGCUAAAUACAUAUUAUGGAUGCUUAACAAUUACCCGGUAAUUAGCUGAUCAAUGUGAAUACUGACAUGAACCACCGAUUUUAUGUACAAUAAUGAUAUUUUGAAUGGUUGAAAUCUCCAAUAUAUUGUUUUUUUUUUAUUGUCUAUGUUAUC